Penicillium lagena is the source of this 2055-nucleotide messenger RNA. RefSeq names its product fungal specific transcription factor domain-containing protein. NCBI's taxonomy places the organism in Eukaryota, Fungi, Ascomycota, Eurotiomycetes, Eurotiales, Aspergillaceae. The transcript has 8 exons. Gene Ontology annotation, cellular component: nucleus. The record is from RefSeq and is a predicted model, not a curated record. Gene Ontology annotation, molecular function: DNA-binding transcription factor activity, RNA polymerase II-specific; RNA polymerase II cis-regulatory region sequence-specific DNA binding; zinc ion binding. Gene Ontology annotation, biological process: positive regulation of transcription from RNA polymerase II promoter by galactose; DNA-templated transcription. Bases 1 to 2055 code for a protein of 684 amino acids.
AUGGCGCCUAGCUCCCUAAAUGCACCAAAGCGGAAACGAGGGCGACCUCGAAAAUAUACGUCUGCCGAACAAAGACAGGAGUCAAAGAUCACGGAACAGCGACAACAACGACAGGCUGCUCGUGCUAUACAGCGAACUCUAGAAGUUGAUCAGUACUACUCGACUACAGAGCACCAGUCUGCUGAUCUCGACCCGUCCCUACCUACCUACUUUCCUCCAGGGGAACCAACGAUUCCUACAGAGCUUGAGCAACUAUUUCCUCCUCCUAGCCCCCAACUGGGCAACCACCCCCCCAAGCUAUACAUGUGUGCCUCUGGGCCGCAAAAGGAAGCGAGUCUCGGUAGCCUGCCGGCCUUGCCGGAUACGCAAAUCUCGUUCCUAGAGGGGCGCUUUCAAGCUAUCGAGCGCAGGCUGGAAUCUCUAGAAGAGACUCGAUCGCAUUCGAAUAGUCUUACCCCACAAGCACUCAAAGAUGGGUUACAUGAAUUGACGCAACAAUCAAAGGUAACACACACAGGUUCCUCGGGUAGUGAGCAAGGGACGCCGCACACUAUCCCUGUGCUAGGCAUGUCGAAGCUUUCUGAUCAGCCUGACGGAGUCGAUGGGAUGGGUUCAGUUGCACUUCGGGAUGGUGCUGAGGAAGAGGAAUACUUUGGUAACUCGUCCAAUGUGGCUUUCUUACGUUCAAUCGUACAGGCAACUGUCCACUCAGCGGGCUUCGGGCCCAAGAUAUUAUUAGAACCUGACAUUGUCAGCUCGGAAUAUUUUGGCAAUGACUGUUCAAAUCCAUUCCUGAUGUGGCCUUUUCGCACGGAUCCGCCGGGCAACUCUUCGCGGCGCGAGAUGAUUGAACCUUUUGCGCUCCCUCCUGAAGAUGCAGCAAAUAGUAUGCUCCAGUUGUAUUUUAACACUGUGAAUCUUAUGAUUCCUUGUGUUCACGAGGAUUCGUUUCGACAAACCUUAUUCCAGAUGAAAACCGAAGGAGCUGAAAGCAUGAGAAGAUCCUGGCUUGGUGUUUUAAACAUGAUGUUUGCCGUCAGCACGAACGUGAUGACUACUACCACGCCUACACAUGAUCGAGCAGCUCAGUCAAAUACGUUCUAUGAGAGGGCCAUGGACCUGGUGAGCCCUGAGAUUUUGGGACGUCCUUCGGUUGAAUUAGUGCAAUUAUUCCUUCUUAUGGAGAUCUAUCUCGAAGGCACCCCUGCCUCUUCACUAGCAUGGACAUUUCACAGUUUAGCCGUCAAGGGGUCCUACCAACUUGGGCUUCACUUGACGGGAUCCAUGCGCGUCUCCCACGUUGAACGGGAAUGCCGACGGAGGUUAUGGUAUUGGUGUAUUACGAACGAUCGGCUGUUGUCCGUCGGAUAUGGCCGUCCCCCCCUUAUUCCAUUGUCCCACGUGAAAACAGAGCCCUGCUCUCAUCUUGCUUUCAGCAAUGUAGCUGAUGAAGUUGUUGCUUCAGCUUCUACAUAUUUUGACGCGAUCAUCUCUAUAACGCACAUAAUGGGCGACGCGAUUGAUCGACUCUACGGGCAAAAUUUGGGGUCUGUUGCGUCAGUCUACAUGAGCGAGACCCUCAGCCAGGUUUCGGACUUGCUAUCGCAGCUCGAUCAAUGGCAAGAAAAGCUCCCAGGACACUUGAAAACGAUAUCUUCCUCAGAGGAUAUGUUGGAAAACUCGUCGGCUAGUCUAGAAACUACAAGGCUGAGAGUCCUGCUUUCACUUCGUUACCUUGGGGCUAGAAUCCUUGUUCUGCGGACAAUUCUGAGCCACUUCUUCCCUCCAUCUGGCAGGAAAACUCCUAAUGAGCAUCUGUCAGAAUGGCUUCUGGACUCUAGCUUUCCACUCAUUGCAGAUCUCGUGCGAGCAUGUAUCCGGGUGUUCCAAAUAAGCAAAGAUCUUCUGACGGCGUCAAUGAAUAAUCAGAAUCUUCUUGGUGCAUGGUGGUUUUCCUGCUACUACACUUUUAACUCCUCCCUCGCCAUACUGGGUGUCCUCCUUAUCAAGCGAAACCCCCCUCUACUCCACGAGACUCCCUUCUUCCUCCAUUGA